AUGCCAGGAAGAUCCAGUCAGAGAGCGGCGUACAAAGGCCAAUUCACUACGCUGAAGAAGGAUGUCAAUGAAAUCAGCCGCAAUCCUGACUGUCUUCUCAAUGAGGGGAUGAUUGAAACUCUUUUGUAUCAUCGUCAAAGUCUGGAGUCAAUUGAGCGGAAAUAUUGUGAGGUACAAAGGGCAAUUAUUGAUGAAACUAAACCCGAAGAUGCAAAAAGGGCUGAACAAGAAGAACUCGAUAAUUUCCUGAAUGAGACGACCCACACCGGAAAUCAGAUCAACCGUUUUAUCGCUAAGCUUCAAGCCACUGACUAUGCACCUAGGCAACCAACAGCUUCCGGUGGUUCAACCAGUGAUUUCUCAGCGUUUUUAACGUUGAUGGAAAAACAAUUGGAAGAGCAGAAGGAGCAGAGAUUGCAAACCAAUACUACUAUAGAGAGAAUGGUGGGUGAGAUGAAUAGGCUUUCUAGCAGCAUCAAUGCGAACAACGGCGGACCUACGAUGAUGGGAAAUCCCAAUGAAACUUUCACAGUUACGGCUCCACCUCGCAGAAAAUUGGACGUGAUUAAGAUUCAGCCAUUCUCAGGAGACUACACAGAGUGGAAAACUUUUAAAGACCUCUUUGAGUCGAUUAUUGGGAAUGAUGACACCCUCACUAAAUCUGAAAAGAUGCAAUAUUUAAAGACUCUCAUAGUUGGAGAAGCUCAACCCAUUAUUGAGUCCCUAAAGGUCUGCGACGAAAACUAUGAUGUGGCUUGGACUAUACUAUCCAAAGAAUUCGACAGUGCUGCACCCAUUGUAGCAUCUUACAUGAAAGAUUUUUUUGCUUUGCCAGCUGUAGCAUCGGCCUCUGUCCAGGGCAUUCAAAAUCUUCAGAGAAAGUCCAAUUCUAUUUUGCAAGCAUUAGACGCAAUGGAGGUAACGUCUCGAGACCCUUUCAUUAUUUAUUCGAUUCUGCAGAAACUUGAUGAGGAGACCCGUGCUUUAUGGGCUGGAAAAGUUAAGGAAAAUUGUCCAACUUGGGAGCAAUUCAAUGAAUUUUUGGUAGAGAGAAGUUUUCAACUCAGAAUGUCUUUACCAGAAAAAUCCUACAAGUCACAGACUCACCCCAAAAAAUCUUUGCCUACCAACAAGAAACCAAAGAUGAAUUCUACUAGCCUUGCAGCCACGGAAAAGAAGAAUUGCGAGUUCUGCAAACUACAUCCACACAAACUAUUUCGGUGCAAGAAGUUCAUCGCUCUGGAUGGGAUGCGUAGAUUGGCGGCUGUUAAGGAGCUCAAGGUGUGUGAGAACUGCUUGUCGGACAAUCACAAAGUAGAACAUUGUUCAUACUCUUUGUGCAAUGUAUGCAACGGCAAACACAACCGAUUGCUACAUGAUGCAAUUAUUAUUGCCACCACUACAAUCCCAACUCCUGGAGGAAGCCAGGGUCAGACUGGAAAUCCAGUCAAUCUCAUAUGUAAGAAUGUUACCACCAAGAUGUCCAAGGUACUUCUUGCGACAGUUAUGAUCAGGAUUGUGGAUUCUUCAGGAGAACAGCAUUUGUGCAGAGCCAUUUUGGACUGUGGAUCUCAAGUCAACAUGAUCUCUGCAAGAUUGUGUCAAUUGCUGCAUUUGAAGAAGAAGACCGUCAACCUUUCCAUUGAGGGAGUAGGGACUUCAUCACAAUCAGCCCAGCAUGUCGCAGAUGUCGUAGUGAGACCAAGGAUGAUGACUUCUUCAUACUCUCUACCUAUGACGUGCAUCGUCAUGAAGAGAGUCACCAGCGAUCAGCCAAAUUGGGAUACAUCUUCGCUGAACUUCCAAAUCCCAAAGCACUUCCAGUUGGCAGACCCCAACUGGCAAGAGACUCACCCUAUCGACUUACUCAUUGGUGGGCAAUUCUUUUGUGACAUCAUGACCGAUGAUACCCAUGUUUUGGGUCCUCACCAUCCUGUGAUGAAAAAUACAGUAUUUGGAUGGGUGUUAAUGGGACCUUGUUAUGUCGGCCAUAAUGAUUCUCAGGUUGUCUCAUGCAACACUGCCACCAUGGAAAGCAUUGAUACGGGACUACGUAGAUUUUGGGAGUUGGAGGAGAUAUCAGUAGGUUCCCCCAGAUCAUUGGAUCAAGACAAGGUGGAAGAACUUUACCGAGCUACCACAACUCGAGACCAAGAUGGGCGCUAUGUGGUACUAUUGCCUUUUAAGGAUAACAUGGAAGAGUUGGGCAACAACAGGGCAUCAGCCAGACGCCAAUUAUUUCUAUUGGAAGCGCGUCUGAGAAAAAAUCCAGAACUCCGUGCACAAUACAACCAGAUCUUUGAGGAGUAUUUGGAGAAGGGAUUUAUCGAGGUUGUGCCAUAUGAUCAGCUCAACAGACCUUGUUUUUAUAUGCCACAUCAUUGCGUUAUCAAGGAAGAUGCAGUAUCAACCAAGGUUCGAAUUGUCUUUAAUGGAAGUUCGCCAUCCGAAUCCGGGCUAAGCUUAAAUGACAAACUUAUGGUAGGAGCUACUGUACAACCACCGUUGCUUAAAAUUCUGCUGAACCUCAGACGACAUCCUGUUGCCUUUACCUGUGACAUUGUAAAAAUGUACUUACAGACAAUACUUUACGAACCUCACAGGGAUUACCAACGAUUUUUAUGGGAGACCGAAUCUGACCACCAAGUGAAAGACUUCAGGUUCAGGACAGUGUGCUUCGGGGUGUCUGCAUCUCCGUACUUAGCCACUCGAUCAUUGAUUCAGUUAGCCUUGGAUGAGGGGCACAGAUUCCCGAUAGCUGCGAAAUUGAUAUUGAAUAACUUCUACAUAGACGAUUGUCUGGUCAGCAUGCCUACGAUUGAGGAGGCACUCGAAGCAAAGAGACAGCUCAUAGCUCUACUGGCCCUAGCCAAACUUGAACUGUCCAAAUUCAGGUCAACUCAUAUGGAACUCACACCUUCAUCUGAUGAAAAUUAUCAACUGGACAUGCCAUCUGAAGAACAGGUUGUAAAGACUUUGGGAAUGAGUUGGUGCCUACAGACUGAUAUGUUCCAGUACACAGUGAACGAAUUCCAUGGACCAGCAACCAAGAGAAAUAUGUUGUCAAUUCUUGGAAAAAUUUAUGACCCAAUGGGGCUCGUAUGCCCCAUUACAACUGUUGCAAAAUGUAUCCUGCAAGACGUGUGGAAGUUAUCAAUGGACUGGGACACUGAAAUUGAUGGUGAUUUGGAGAAAAGAUGGAAAGAGUUCAUGAACACUCUACCUUCAAUGGAGGAUCUGAGGAUUCCCCGAUGGAUAUCAAACAUCUCCGAAGUAGUACACCAGGAACUUCACUGUUUUGGCGAUGCAAGCAAGAGAGCCCAUGGAGCUUGUAUUUACCUUGUAACUCAAGAUGCUGCAGGUAACAGAUGCUCCAGGCUAUACGCAGCCAAGUCCAAGAUUAACCCCAUCAGCUAUGAGGAGAAAGUAAAGGAUAAGAUCAAGAAGAAGGACUUCACCAUUCCGAAAGGAGAAUUAUGUGGAGCUGUCUUGGCUAUGAAACUUGCCUCAACUGUCUCGGACGCAACAGAAGUACAGCAAAUCUAUUUUUGGCUGGAUGCCACUGCUGUGCUACAUCAAAUUCAUAACCCGACUCAAAAACGAGAAGUUUUUGUACGCAACAAGGUUAAGAAGAUUCUAGAUGAAACCAACUGUCAGCAAUGGAGACACGUUGGAACCAAGUCCAACCCAGCUGACCUGGCUUCACGAGGAGCUACUCCUCAACAGCUCAUUUCAGCGGAACUGUGGUGGCAUGGGCCAGAAUGGUUGUUGAAGUCUGAAGAGAAUUGGCCACCGAAGUUCAACGCACCCAAUGAUGACGGAGCACAAGUGGAGACUAGUUUAGCACUCACUACGGAUUCAUCAGAGAAGGAAAAACUGGUUGCCAAUCCAAUCUUCGAAUUUUUAUUGGCUCAGUUUAGCUCCUACAGCAAGAUCCGUCUAGUUUUGGCACGAUGUCUUCAACUCGUAGAAAUUUGGAAGUCAUCAAAGGUCCGAGUGACUCGCAACUCGAGGAGAACUACCUUUUCCAAAUUCUUGCAUGUGAAAUUCCUAAGGGAUGCCGAAAAACUCUUGAUACAAUGGGAUCAGCAGCAACAUUUUUCUCAUGUUUUGGAUGCUCUGACAAACGGAUCUCUGGAAACAAACGCAAGCCUUCGCCAUUUUGGAAAAUUGAGACCAUUUCUGGAUUCUGAGGGUACAUUGAGAGUUGGAGGUCGACUUAGCAAAUCUACACUCAACUAUGAUACAAAACACCCGAAGAUCCUGCCCAAAAGCCUCUUAAGUCGUUUGAUUGCAGAACGUGAGCAUCUUCUACUUAUGCAUGCUGGACCACAGCUUACCUUGGCAUCCUUGAGGCAAAAAUAUUGGCCUAUUGAUGGACGUCGCUUGACUCGAAGUGUCUUAAGGAAAUGCCUCACUUGCAUCAAGGCAAGGCCCACUCACGUUCAGCAACUUAUGGGGGACUUACCCCCGGAGCGAAUCGACCAUUUGACUGCCUUCAAUACAAUAGGUGUCGAUUUUGCUGGGCCCAUCUACAUCAAACAAGGUGUCAGGAAAACUGUCACAAUUAAGGCUUAUGUGGCGGUCUUCGUCUGCUUUUCUACUAAGGCUGUGCAUUUGGAGGGAGUUAGUUCACUCCACACAGAUUCCUUCAUUGCUGCAUUUCGCAGAAUGAUUGCGAGAAGAGGGUUGCCACAUAAGGUGUUUUCCGACAAUGGAACCACAUUUGUAGGCGCCGAUAGAGAACUUAAGCGGUUGUGGGAGGCAGAGCAACACCAGCAAGCGAUCCAGAUGGUGGCAGGGGAACUUGGCAUCGAAUGGAACUUUUUACCUCCCAGAUCACCGCAUCACGGCGGCCUCCAUGAAGCUGCCGUGAAAUCUUUUAAACACCACUUUGUGCGAGUUGUGGGUGACAGAGCACUGACAUUUGAAGGGCUAGCAACCAUCCUGUGUCAGAUUGAAGCUGUAUUGAACAGCAGGCCGCUUGUUCCCACAUCAGACAACCCCGACGAUCUCCAUUGGAUCAGCCCAUCUAGCCUAUGCACACUGAAGGACACACUUACACAACUACCUGACCCAUCAGUGACUCACCUCAAAAUUGGCUAUCUGGACAAAUGGCACCUUUUGCAGAGAGUGUAUCAGGAUGUUACUAACCAAUGGAAACGCGAUUAUCUUACAACGCUUCAAACUCGCAGCAAGUGGUACAAACAAUACGAAAAUCUCAAGGAGGGAGAUUUUGUUCUGAUGAGCGACAUGGCCCUUCCAUCUACCAAGUGGCCGACAGGACGCAUCGUGAAGAUCUUCCCUGGCCGAGACAACAAGGUGAGAGUAGCAGAUGUCAGAACUCAUCGUGGAGUCUACAGAAGAGCUGUCCAGAAGCUAGUGCGACUUCCCAUAGAAGAAGCAUAA
Molecule: messenger RNA, 5409 nt
Organism: Lutzomyia longipalpis
Lineage: Eukaryota; Metazoa; Arthropoda; Insecta; Diptera; Psychodidae
Exons: 1
Coding region: 1-5409 (1802 amino acids)
Biological process (GO): DNA integration
Molecular function (GO): nucleic acid binding
Source: RefSeq, a predicted model, not a curated record